Messenger RNA from Zasmidium cellare ATCC 36951, 756 nucleotides. RefSeq lists its product as uncharacterized. The coding region runs from base 1 to 756 and encodes 251 amino acids. The transcript is spliced from 2 exons. Lineage: Eukaryota; Fungi; Ascomycota; Dothideomycetes; Mycosphaerellales; Mycosphaerellaceae. The record is from RefSeq and is a predicted model, not a curated record. Gene Ontology annotation, cellular component: cytoplasm; nucleus.
AUGGCAGCUGAAUCUGCACGACCACUUCGCUGGGAAGAGUCCGCGACGCCCUGCCACUCCACUCAAUCCGACAGAUUACCACAAGAAGUCGUCACAUGCCUCGAAAAUGCUCGAUUCCUCCACCUCGCAACCUGCACCUCCAACAUACCCCACGUCUCCCUCAUGAAAUUCACCUACCUCCCCUCGCACCCCUUCCCCUCCACCUCGACCCUCCCACCAGGCCCCGCGAUCGUCAUGACCUCGAACCCCUCCUCGAAAAAGACCUCCAACCUCCUCAGCAACCCUAACGUCUCCCUCCUCGUCCACGACUGGGUCUCCUCCCGCCCGCCGAACACCCUCUCCGGCGCCGACCGCGAACGCAGCCCCACCGGCGGGCCCCGCAGCUCCCUCGCCCAAAUGCUCAUGCAAAUGAACAGUACCGCCGUCUCUUCCAUCUCCGCGACGAUCAACGGGUCCGCGCAUGUGCUCGCUUCUGGGACACCGGAAGAGAAAUGGUGCAAAGAGCAACAUCUCGCCAAUAACACUUUCGACGAAGAUCAGGAGAAUUUGAGUCUGAGCAGGACCGUGAGCAGGAAUGUGCCGGAGGCGGAGGAGGAUGGGGGACGAGAGAGUUAUAUCGAUGAUGAGGGGGUGAGAGUUGUGAUCGUGAGGAUACGGGAUGGGAGGAUUAGUGAUUGGAAGGGUGGGGUUAAGGAUUGGGUUAUCACGGGGAGUGAGGGGAGUGAGGGCGAUGCAAGGGUUAAUGGGGUUGUAUGA